AUGAAUUGCUCCCCUAGACGGCGCACGGCCGCAGCAGCGUGCACGCUUCUGUACAUGCUAGCGUACGCGGCGGCAGUCUACAUCACUCCAGACGGUGUCCACCUCGACUACUUGGAUCGACCCGCGUUCCACCAGCUCGACAAUAGCGGAAAUCUUCAACGACACGGCGGCCCGUCGGCGACGCGCCCGUCGGCAAGCAACGGUGGCGACAUCUAUCGGAUAUCGCAUCAGAACAUCGAGAACGUCGCGCAGCUGAGUUCGCGCACGCGGAACAACGAGCGGAGGAACAUUCCGCUGAACGUUGGCGACGGUGGGAAGAUCUCGCGCCAAAACGCGGACAUCGUCGCGUCGACUGCCGACGAAAACGCGGGAAAGGACGGACAGAGUUUCGAACUGAACGCAAACAAUGCAAGAGCGAGUUUUCAACUAAACCCAAACAAUGGAGAACGGGGUUUCCAACUGAACGCAGGCAACGCAGGACUGGGACAUCAAAUAGGCCUACGAUCAGGUAACACAGGAAGGAGUUUUCAACUUAACAAAGACAGUGCAGGACGGAGCUAUACAAUAAACACAAACAGCAUAGGAAGGAGGUAUCAAAUAAACAGCGGCAACGCAGGAAGGCGUUCUCAACUUAAGAACAGCGAGCAGCAGCGUUUUCGCCAAAGCCCUCAACUACGUAGUGACGCUUCGGAACACAACCGCGCAGCAUCCAAUGUCGAUACUUCGAUUUCCGUCCACCCGAGGGCGCCACCGACCGGUCGCUCGUCCGCGCACGUGUUCGACGUGAUGUCGCCUCCAUCGCGCGGCGACGCGAGCACGGUCGUAUACGUGAGGCGGGUGCCACUGCGGGGACGACCGCAGGUUCUCAUGUACCGACGAUACGCGUCCCCAAGCACGUCGUCCGAAGCCAACAACGCGGCUUCACUCGCCCACUCCUCCUUCCCCUCCUCCUCCUCCUCAUUUUCCUCCUCCUCCUCAUUUCCCUCCUCCUACUCAUCCUCUUUCCCCUCCUCCUCCUCUUUCUCCUCUUCCGCCGAUCGUCCGCAUCCGCAGCGUCCCGUCAGCAUCCUCAGCGAUCGCCGCACGAGCUUCGCCAACUUCGCCAACCGAAACGUGGCGCCAUCCGGCGGCGAAAAUCGUUACGAACCCGCUCGCCGCGCAUCGACCACCGCUCCAGGGUCGGUGAGCACGGUGACGUACGGUCCCGUUAGUCGGAGCUCGCUGCGAGGGAACGGCGAGAGAGCGGCCCGUCUGUCGUUUGAUAGGCGAGGCACAGCGACCGGUAGCAUCGUCGGCAAGGACGAAGGGAGAGGUUUCGAAGGGGCGCUGCAGCAACGUGGUUACGACUAUACAUACAGAGAGGGUCGCGAGUACACGCAGCCGAAAACACUAUACGAUUACAACGUCGAAGAGCCGAUAUGGGGUGACGGCGACAUCGCUGUCACCGGAUCCGGCGUCGCCUAGAUACCUGACCGAACGACAAACACACUCCGUCAUCAGUGAUUGACUCAUUCACUCACUCACUCACUCACUCACUCACUCACUCACUCACUCACUCACUCACUCACUCACUCGCUCGCUCGCUCGCUCACUCACUCACUCACUCACUCACUCACUCACUCACUCACUCACUCACUCACUCACUCACUCACUCCCGCCAUCUACGGCAUUGACAUCAAGCCUAAUCACUACCUAUUUUUCGCCUAGAUCAGUAACGACUAUAGUUGGGAUAUAUAUAUAUUAUAGAGAGAGACAAAUAUAUAAACGAUUGGCGACGUUGACGAAAUGAGGACAACAGCGUCACGUAGCGAUGCACACACACACACACACACACACACACACACACACACACACACACACACACACACACACACACACA
This is a messenger RNA of Priapulus caudatus, 1879 nucleotides long. RefSeq lists its product as uncharacterized. Lineage: Eukaryota; Metazoa; Priapulida; Priapulimorpha; Priapulimorphida; Priapulidae. The record is from RefSeq and is a predicted model, not a curated record. The transcript has 2 exons. The coding region runs from base 1 to 1464 and encodes 487 amino acids.